AUGCACAGAUGUAUUCAGAUCAGAGGCGUGUCCAGAGAAGGCCCAAGGAGAUCAGUGCUCCCAAUGGAUGUAUACCAACACUCUCCAACACGACUUCAAGGGAUUGAGGAUACUUUUGCUGGAUUGCAGACAGCGCGGUUUUCUAUACCACGUUCAGGAGAAAGCACCAUACUCAGGAUAUCAGGUCUCACAACCAGAGUCAUCGAAAGAAUGCUCCGUAGGCUUCUAUCAGGCACCGCCAUCGUCUCGGCAGCGCCGAGAGCGAACGGAGACGAAUACACGUCGAACAGCAGAUACAAACUCAGCUCGUUCACCUUUACGAAACUUCACCUAACCAGUUCACCCCUGGAUCUGUCGCGGCGCAACCAAAGCACACAACCGGGUACCACCGACGACGACAUCCGGGUACCGACACCAUCAACAAUGCCAUCACAUCUUUCUGAGACCAAUUCCGAGGCCGAUGCCACCAUGGCCGACAGCUGGAGUCUCGACAGAGAUGCACAACUGAACCGCGAGUACACUCUCGUAGACAACGGCAACGAGGCUAGCGAACCGGGCUACGAUGUCAUUCCCGACAUCCGCACCACCCUGGUCGAAAAGAACCCUAAGAAACCUCCUCAUCCUCUCGACCACUACGCCGACGACCGCAGCUACAUCAGAAAGCUCGCAGAGCGCAUGGAGUUCUGGGUGUCGGACCCGGCAGCACGCCUCAGGGGCGGCAAGCAACGAGCAUCCGGCGAACGCAGCGACGAAGAUCGGGUCGCACAAAAGCAGACCGAAGACGCAACCUGGGUCGAUAACGUCAAGAGCGACAUAAGAUGUUUGUGUGACAACAUGGGCGUCGGUCAGAAUCUUCUCGAUGACGAGCUGCAGCGUUUGAGAAUUGCGUUCUUUGCUGAGUGCCGGGAAACGUUGGAGAAGAUCGAGGUUGAGGGCCAUGGUGUCGGCCUUGCUCAGUUCCAGACUGUGGUCCGUACCCUGCUGGUCGGACAUGACUUGAAGCUUUCAGCAGAGGGUAUCAAGAUCAUGAAUGAGAUGGCCACUGACAAGCAAAUCCUUCAAAACCAACACAGUUUCAGCUUUGAAGAACAAAGAGACAUCAGCAAGUUUGCUCUCCAGAUGAUGGCCUGUUUGUCCAAAUGGGAACACGACCUUCUUCGAAACCGCCUGCUCGCCAAGUUGAGUCCCGAGCAAAGAGAAAUCUGCAUCCGCAAGAAGCUGGAUCCCGUCCGUCGCUACUUCAACAACCGCGCCAUCCAGUCAUUCGCCAAAGGAAAGAAGAAACUCAUGGAAGAAGAGCUGGUGAAACUCUUGGAAGAAGAAAAGAAGCACUGCAAUAAACUUUGGUUGGAAGAUCUGGAAAGUCAACAGAAGUAUCAUGAAGAACAGGUGGAAAUUCUUGGAGAACAGCUGAGGCGUCACAAGCAUUGA
Molecule: messenger RNA, 1431 nt
Organism: Aureobasidium melanogenum CBS 110374
Lineage: Eukaryota; Fungi; Ascomycota; Dothideomycetes; Dothideales; Saccotheciaceae
Exons: 2
Coding region: 1-1431 (476 amino acids)
Source: RefSeq, a predicted model, not a curated record